Messenger RNA from Closterium sp. Naga37s-1, 2802 nucleotides. Lineage: Eukaryota; Viridiplantae; Streptophyta; Zygnematophyceae; Desmidiales; Closteriaceae. The record is from the annotation of a GenBank genome assembly.
AUGCUCAGAGCCACUGGCGACGCCUUGGUGAAUGCAGCCACGCUCACUCUCACGCCCGCCCAGCCGUCCAAGGCUGGCAGUGUGUUCCUGGCAGCGCGCGUGCCGCUCUUCUCCUACCAGCUCAUCGGGGACACCUGCGGCCGCCAGCUCGCCUUCUCCUCCUCCUUCUCCUUCACUCUCACCCGCCCUGCUGCCUCCGGCUCCGAAGGCUUUGCCUUUGUGGUGGCCUUUGAUGCCACCCCGCCCACAACACCGGUGGCGGGCGGCAUGGGGUAUGCGGGGAUGGGAGCGCGCAGCGUGGCAGUGGAGUUUGACACGUCGAUGGAUGCGGGCAACAGCGACCCUGACAGCAACCACGUGGGCAUCAACACCGGCGGCAAUGCCAGGUCGGUGGUCACAGCCAAGCCCAGCACUCCUCUCAAUGACGGCACGCCCAAGCACGUGUGGAUCGACUACGACCCUUCCUCCACUGGCUCCCUGCGCGUCUUCCUCUCCUCCCAGGCGUCCCCUCGCCCCACCACCCCCCUCCUGUCGGCACGCAUCUCCCUGUGUGAGGAGCUCGCCCCCUCCCCAUCGGAUUACACCUUUGCCAUCGGCUUCACUGCUGUCUCCGCCGCCCACCCUCAAAGCCAUGUCGUCUCCGCCUGGACCCUCUCCACUUAUUUUCCUAUCCAGCCAGCACCAGUUGCAGCGCGGGGCUUUACCUUCAGCGAAGCAGCGCUCUCUCUGUCGGGGAUGAACCUUUUCUUUCGUUAUGCCAGCUCGGGCAGUGUUGCCCCCGUGGGCGGCAAUGACGUGUAUGGUGUGCAUCCUGCGGCUUCAUGGGUCAGUCCAAACUUCACAUGGCCUGUCAAGACACAAACCACUUGCGGCGACUGCUGGGCGUACGCAGUGGUGGGCAGCAUCGAGGCGGCACUCGGCAUUCUCGCCAACACCUCAGCGGCGCCGGUGCUGUCAGUGGAGCAGCUGAAGGCCGCCAUGAAGGUUGGCUGCUCUGGCAGCACGCCCUCUCAGGCCUUCCAGCUGCUGCUCAAGCUGGCACGCAAGGGAGGCGGGCUGAUAACGGAGAGCCAGUGGGAGGCUGAGAAAGGCAAGAAACAUGUAAAGGCAGGCAGCAGCAAUCAUUUCUGCUCCCCGUUGCUGAAGCCACUGGCCAACGUGUUCGGUGUGUCGUGCAGCAAUGGCACGGCCAGUCUACAUCAUCUCUCUGGUGGAUUCCCCAUCAGGGGCUUUGAGUCGACGUCCUUCUGCGGCUGGUUUGGGCUGCUGCUGGCCGUGCAGCGGCAGCCAGUGGUGGUGCACAUUGAGGCUUCCGCUGACUCGUUCAAGAGCUACGAUGGGGAUCCCGAUUGCUUCACGUACAACCUGAACCACGUGGUGCUGCUGGUGGGGUACCGCCUAGUGGGUGAGGAUACACGCUUCCCCCACAUGGCGCCGCCCUUCUGGAUCAUCCGCAACUCGUGGGGGGCUGACUGGGGCGAUGGGGGCCAUAUGCGCAUGGACAUCCAGGGGGGGGAUGGUGUGUGCGGCAUCAACUCGCUGCCAGGCCUCUACCCCGUGGUCAGAGGCACCUCUGACCCCUGCAGUAUAACCGCCCGCAAUGAGAGCACUGGUUCCCUCUUCAAUCCCUGCGGCAAGUUCAAGUGCAUUGUGAAGGGCAAGACAAACGAGUGUGACUGCAACGACCCGCGCUUCAUCCAAGCAACCAACGCCGAUGGCUCUCGCACAUGCGCCUACAAGGAUGCAUGCAAGGCAGCCCAGCGCAACCCGUGUGCGGUGGGGCAGUGUGUGAAUGACGGGGCGGGGUCGUACUCGUGUGUGUGUCCACCGGGCUUCAGGCAGGGCACCACCGUCGAUGGCACCUUCUCCUGUGCUCCAGGUGACACCAGCACCACCUACACCGUGCUCUCUCCCAACGUCCGCUGCUCCGAUGUCUUCCCGGUCUACGGCCUCACGCUCACCGAAUUCCAAACCCAGAACCCAUCGGUGUCGUGUGCAGCACCCAUCCCACCCUCCACCAUACUCAAAGUGGCCAGCCCAGCCUCUCUCAUCCCCUGCUCCGUCUUCUACACCACUCAGCAGGGCGACACCUGUGUGGACCUAGCAGUGUACUUCAAAGUGUAUUGGUCCUGCCCAUCUGACACCUGUAACUCAGCCUUCCAGGCGCUCAACCCCAGCUUGGACUGCGAUGCCAACGGCGGGUUGCUGCAGCCCGAGCAGGCGGUAUGUGUGGAGCGCAUAAAGAAUAAAGUGGGGCUCAUCCCGGUGUGCUCGCAGUACUACCUGGUGCAGAGCGCAGAGACGUGCGAGUCCAUCCGCAACGUGCCCUACCCCCCUCUGAGCCCCGUUGACUUCUUCCGACUCAACCCCGGCAUCAAGUGCAACCGCCUCAUUCCAAACACCGAUGUUGGCAGCUUCACUGGCUUUGAGCUCCACUUCGUUCACUCCAAGCACUUCCUCCCUUGCCUUCCCCCACCCUUCCACCCCCCCCAGGCGUGCAUUGCGAGCUCCACUUGUCUUUUCUUCUUCAUUUCACCAACCCCAACCACCACCCUCUUCUGCCCCCCCCAGGCAUGCAUUGCGAGCUCCACGUCGUACACUCAGGGCACGUGCCCGCGUGCGAAUGCGUAUGUGGUGGGGACAGGCGACAGGUGCACGGCCAUUCAGGUGAAGUACUUCCGGGGCAUCAAGGGCUGCUACAGGCACAUCAACGGAUACGACUGCAUCGACAAGCUCGUCAAAUCAACCCGCGUGUGCCUGCCCGACAUCGUCAAGCUUCAGAAAGGAGUCUGCGACAACUGA